UGGUGGGUUCAUCGUUGAACACCAUCCAAUUUACUUCGCAGAAUAGAUCGCUUUUGUUCGUGUAGUUUGUUGCUUACGCGAGCUGUGUUGAAUUCUUUUGAUAAGAAGCCAGCUGGUUAAACAGGCUAGCAAAAAGAUAGACAGUGACCGUGACGUAGCCACUUAUAUCGGAAGGACGGAAAGCGGAUGCCCACUUGGUGGCAGGUUGAAUUAAACUCCUCAUGAUAUGCCUAAUCGGAACGCCCAGGAAGAAUAUCCGACAUGGGUUGGAUUUGUUUUCAUUUUCAACCUGAUCGUGGGAACCGGAGCGUUAACGCUUCCGUCCGCGUUCAGCCACGCGGGAUGGGUCCUGGGAUCGGGGCUGAUCGUGGUGCUAGCCUUCGUGAGCUACAUGACCGUGACGUUCGUGAUCGAGACGAUGUCCUGUGCUAAUGCCAUUCAGAACUGGAAACGGCUACAGUACCUUAAAAGAGAUCGGGUGGUGGAGCAGGACGAGGACAGCAAUGUUGAAACGAUGGAGGGUGAACCGCUGUUGGCUCAGACAAGUGGGUCAACUGAGGAACCGCUCACCGAUGGAAGUAUCGAACAGACUCCGCUGAACAUUAUGUACUGCCGGAAUCAGUACUACAGUCUGUCGACCAAGGUUGAACUGGCCGAGAUGGCCAAUCUGUUUUUUGGCCGCGUUGGGCGGUUUUUGUUCUACUUCUGUUUGGCCGUUUAUUUGUACGGGGAUUUGAGCAUUUACUCGGCGGCUGUCGCUAAGAGCUUGAGGGAUGUUAUAUGUGCCCACAAUCAUUCGGCAAGCGCCAUGGACAGCGACGACUGGAGCUUGAGAUGUUGGGAGGAAAGUUCUCUAUCGCGAUUCGACAUCUAUCGGAUCUGCUUGGUGGUUUUUAUCGGCAUCCUUGGACCCUUCACAUUUUUCAACGUACAGAAAACCAAAUAUUUACAGUUGAUAACGGUACUCUUCCGCUGGUUGGCGUUCUCGGUCAUGAUCAGUAUCGCCAUCCACCGUCUUUUCUCGCGGAGCAACAGCGACGAUCCUCCAAUCGUACCAAAACGAGUUGACAUCAACGGAAUUCCAUACCUGAUAGGAACCUGCAUUUAUUCAUUCAUGUGCCAUCAUUCGCUUCCAAGUUUAUUGACCCCUAUCUCCAACAAGAGGCGUCUCAAAAUGCUUCUAUCAGCAGACUAUGCCCUUAUCUGUGCAUUCUACUUGUCCCUCGCUCUAACAGGAAUCUUUGCCUUCGCCGAAAUCAAAGAUCUCUACACUCUAAAUUUCGUCCCCAGCUCAGAUCAGGACAGCAUCUUUCUCAAAACGAUCGAAUAUUUCCUGGCACUUUUUCCCGUAUUCACCCUGUCUGCGAGCUUCCCAAUCAUAGCCAUUACGCUGCGAAGCAAUUUGCAAACGCUCUUCCUGGACACAACCCAAAUCGAAUCGUACAACUUCUUCCUGCGGAAACUCUUCUUCCCACUGCUCGCUAUUGUUCCACCGAUCUGCAUUUGUUUCUUCACCGAGAGUGUCGUUUCGCUGGUCGGAUUCACCGGAUGUUAUGCCGGAACCGGUAUCCAGUAUCUGAUUCCGAUUGGACUGGUAUUUGCCGCCCGGCGCACUUGCGAGAGCAUGAUCGGACGGGGAAUUUUGAACGACUUCCGGAGCCCCUUCAAGGGAACCAUUUGGCUGGUGCUGGUGCUUUGUUGGACAAUAGCGUGCUUGGUGCUGGUUACGAUCGAUUUGAUCAAGUGAGAAUCAACUACGUGACUGCUACUAGCUGCACAAUCGAGAGGAAAUCUUAAACCAUAAUGAUAUGUGAAAAACAAGAAAACAAAAACAAUACAAAAUAACGAAAAUACGCACGAGACUGAAUGUUAAACGAUUGUAUGCUGGAGGUGCAAUGAUUUCCUUUUUUAUAGAUUGGCGUUUAUUGUAAUUUUAAGAAGGUAACGGUUUGUUUUUUCCAAAAACCACCUAUUCUUUUCGUUCCAUUUUUCUGUUUGUUUUAGUGAAUUUAGAUCUAAAUACUGUAGUAGAAAUCUUACGAGAUUCCGCAUUGUGUCGAUAAAUUCCAAAUUAUGUAUUGUAUGAACGUGAGAGACAACUUAGAUGCUUUGAGAAGGCUUGAAAAAUGUGAAUCAAAAACAAAUCUUAUAUUUUAACUACAUACUUAUAUUUACUAGUCAGAAAGAAAAACUGACCGAAAUGUAAUUUUAGAGCAGAAAACAGAAACACGUGUUGUAUUUAAAGAUGACUACAGACUUGAAUCCAGGAUUAUAAAACAAAACAAUAAAUGUUCAUGUGAAGAAUCAGCAUUAUACAUAACCCAUCUCUGUCAAUAGUCAAGACUUUCGGGAUACAAGUAAAUAUAGACUUCAGAAUUUA
Messenger RNA from Uranotaenia lowii, 2380 nucleotides. RefSeq names its product transmembrane protein 104 homolog. The transcript is spliced from 4 exons. Bases 227 to 1747 code for a protein of 506 amino acids. Lineage: Eukaryota; Metazoa; Arthropoda; Insecta; Diptera; Culicidae. The record is from RefSeq and is a predicted model, not a curated record.